Molecule: messenger RNA, 2538 nt
Organism: Leishmania mexicana MHOM/GT/2001/U1103
Lineage: Eukaryota; Euglenozoa; Kinetoplastea; Trypanosomatida; Trypanosomatidae
Exons: 1
Coding region: 1-2538 (845 amino acids)
Source: RefSeq, a predicted model, not a curated record
AUGGAGGGCCUCAAGAGGCAGGUGGAGCUGCUGUACGCAGCGCUACAGCCACUGGAUGUGGGCCACAGCUGCCAUCGUCAUGGGCAGCCAACAACCCUUCCCGACGAGGUGGUGUCGGAACUGCAGGUAGCGCUUGCCCGCGCAACGGCGCUGGCUCACUGGGCCACCGCUGUGCAACGAGAGCAGCUGCUGCAGCAACGUCCGAGUGGCGGCAGUGACGCACCAAGUCUGCAGUGUGGUACCUCAGCUGCACAGCAGACGCUUGGCAGUGUCGCUGAGCUUUUCAAGGUGUCUGUCACUGACAUCCGCCAGUGGAACCCGCAGCUGCCGCCCACGCUUCGCGAGGAAGACGUGCUGCCGCCCGAUACCUACCUCAAGUUACGACCUGGUGCGUCCUCGGUCUCGCCACCGCCACCGUCGUCGACGUCGACGCCGGCGUCGCGCACAAGACUCGUUGCCGGCUCUACGGGGUCGUCGGGAGUCGCGGUGAGUGGCCACACCUCGGCGAAGGCGCAGGGGACUGAUGCAGGGUAUGGCCACAGCGUCGGCGCUCGCUGGCACAACUCCGCAGCCAGUAGCACUCAGAGUAGUCGCUCGAGCAGGACUGCUGGUGGUGCGGGCGCCUCCAUCGUUGGAAUCGGCAGCGGCAUCUUUCCGUGUGGCAGCGAAGGCGGCGCGAGUCAAGGGCGAUACAGCGCCUGGACUGCGGACAGCGGACGUGGCUCGAGCCACUCUCCUCAAGCUCCGGAGCUGUCGAUGCCAAACAGUUGCAUCAACGCCGCUCCACCCUCCUGCGCGCCGGAACCAGUCAUGAUGUCGGUGUCCAGCAACCCGUGCUCCCCGCCAGACAGGUACUAUCUGAUAGACUUGAAGGAGGACGCGAUGGAGUCGCCACCAAGUCCGGAGGGCGAUGCGCGUGCGAACGGCAAGGCCCGCUGCAGCCGCAGCGCACCCAAAGACUCUCCUCCGUCACCACCUGUGCCUUCCCUGGCGCCGUCCCCGAUGCUCCUGGGUGCGACCACUUUGCCAGCAACAGUAGCAGCAGCGUCGGCCAUCGAGGCGACGCCGUGGCACGACAGUUUUCCUCGGCAAGAGUUCAUUGAUGGUGGUAGCUCCGUCACCACUGCACGAGAGGUCCGCAUGCGUGACCACUCCCGUUCCCCUCCCUGCAGCCGAACUGGGGAAGCGCUGACGAUCUCUGUCGUGACGUCGAGAGGGCGCCACCUUGACAUCGGUACGAUGGCGCCGCCUGGCGCGAACACCACACCUUCCCCGAUUAGACCGCACUCGUCCCUGGCAGACGGUGAGAGUGAUGGGAGGGAUCCGAGAAAGCGCAGUGCCGGGUCUGCUGCAGCAGCGUCUGCGGUGCAGUGUCGGGAGGUGAAGGGAGGAGCACGGGCGUUGGGGCUGCCGUCGCCGGCGCGGGAGACAAGUGUGUCACUCUCUGCCGUCUCGCCGCCCUCUUCGCUCGGUGCGGAUGGGCGAAGCAACAGCGCGCACAGCCGCAUGCGCGGAGGCGCGGAGGGGGAGGGAGAGCUAUGUGGCGCAGAGGUGCCCCGGCACCAAUGGUUCUCACCAUUGCAGCAUUACCAGCGUGUCUCGGCGUUGUCACCGUCCCUCGCUGCUCCGUCGGACACCUCGUCGUGCUCGCCGAUGACGAAGGAACAGCGCCCGCCGUCAGCCGCCACAGCAUCCAAGGCCGCAGUGAACAGUGGCGACAUCCACAGUCCGAGUGACUUCCUGACCCCCGUUCAGCACCGAGGCCGUCGUGGUGCGCAGCGCACGGCUGGCAAAGCCUUUUCGAGCACCGGCCGCUCCAACAUGGACGGCAGCCCUCUCAGCGCCUCGUACUCCUCCCCUGGAGGCCACUUGGGGAUCGAGGCUGAGGCGACUGAGUCACCAAGGAGCGAUACAGAAGACUACUUUGAGGACGAGGACGAGGAGGAGAGGACCCCCUCUAUGCGCCCUCCGGCCAUGCUAGGACGUCACGUCAGCAGUCCCCCACCGAACCUCAGCCGCUCCCAGCAGAGCACCUGCACCGGAACUCGCCUCUCCACCGCUCCGGCUCGCCUCUUCACUCCUCCACCUCGCCGCGCAGUCGAGUCCCCACAGCAGCUGUGGCAGAAGCCAGGCGUUGAGACGGACGCGGGGCCGACUGCGCCGGCGAUGCGCUUGCCGUCCCCGCCGUCGCUGGCUGGUCCGUCUCCUCUGGAGCCGCUACAGCAACGGCUGCAGGAGUGGAGUGAGUUGGACGACCCCCUCGAGGGGUCGCAGCUGGCGGGCGGGGAGGACUAUGACACGCUCGAGGGCAUCGCCGCAGCGUACAACCUAACGGUUUCCACCAUCAUCGAGUGGAACCCGUACCUGAAGAAGUACCGGUCAAGUGAGCCGCUCCCGCCAGACCUGCCCAUUGUCUUGCCCAUGUCGAGCGAGGACGAGGAGGAUGGCGAGGAGGCGAACAGCCUCGUGCGCGAGGCGGACUCUGAGCCGCUGCGGAAGCCGCAACCCAGGCUUGGGAGUCACACGCCUGGCGGGUAG